Messenger RNA from Macadamia integrifolia, 2067 nucleotides. RefSeq names its product potassium channel SKOR-like. Gene Ontology annotation, cellular component: membrane. The record is from RefSeq and is a predicted model, not a curated record. NCBI's taxonomy places the organism in Eukaryota, Viridiplantae, Streptophyta, Magnoliopsida, Proteales, Proteaceae. Gene Ontology annotation, biological process: potassium ion transport; transmembrane transport. Gene Ontology annotation, molecular function: protein binding; voltage-gated potassium channel activity.
AUUCAGGCCUGUGGAGAAAAAGAAGAAGUAAGAUACCUCUUAUGGAUUAGGUUGAGUUGGACAUUGAGAGUACAAGAAUUUUUCCAAAAGCUGGAGAAGGACAUCCGAAUCAAUUACCUGUUUACCCGAAUUGUGAAACUUCUUGUUGUUGAACUCUACUGUACCCAUACUGGUGCCUGCAUAUUUUAUUACCUUGCUACCACCUUGCCUCCCAACCAGGAAGGUUCCACAUGGAUAGGAAGUUUAAACAUGGGAGGCUAUAGUUAUUCCAACUUCAGAGAAAUUGAUCUUUGGAAGCGGUACUGUACAUCAUUAUAUUUUGCCAUUGUAACCAUGGCAACUGUAGGAUAUGGUGAUAUACAUGCAGUCAAUAUAAGGAAAAUGAUAUUCAUCAUGUUUUUUGUCUCAUUUGAUAGGAUUCUUGGUGCUUAUCUUAUCGGUAACAUGACAGCAUUAUUUGUAAAAGGGUCAAAAACAGAGAGGUUUAGAGAUAAAAUGACAGAUCUAAUCAAAUAUAUGAACAGAAACAGACUUGGAAAGGAUAUCCGUAAUCAAAUCAAAGGCCAUUUGUCAUUACAGUAUGAGAGCAGCUACAUUGAGGAUGAGGGUGCUGUUCUUCAGGAUAUUCCAGUCUCCAUACGUGCCAAGAUUUCACAUAAAAUAUAUAAGCCAUUCAUUGACAAGGUCCCUCUUUUUCAAGGAUGCUCACCUGAAUUCAUUAAUCAGAUUGUAAUCAAGCUUCAUGAGGAAUUUUUUCUUCCUGGAGAAGUGAUUAUGGAACAGGGAAAUGUGGUGGAUCAAAUUUAUUUUGUUUGUCAUGGUGUGCUGGAGGAGGUAGGCAUAGGGGAAGAUGGAUCAGAAGAGACUCUUUCACUCCUGGAACGUUACAGGUCUUUUGGGGAAGUUUCCAUUCUCUGCAAUAUUCCUCAGCCUUGCGCAGUGGUAGUCCGUGAACUAUGUAGGCUUCUACGGAUUGACAAACAAUCUUUCACAAAUAUCCUACAAAUAUAUUUUUUUGAUGGAAGGACAAUCUUGAGCAACCUUUUAGAGGGAAAAGAAUCCAAUCUUCGGAUAAAGCAACUGGAAUCUGACCUCACAUUUUAUAUUGGAAAGCAAGAAGCUGAACUUGCUUUGAGGGUAAAUAAUGCCGCGUAUCAUGGGGACUUAUAUCAACUGAAGGGUUUAAUACAAGCUGGAGCAGAUCCAAGUAACACAGAUUAUGAUGGAAGAUCACCUCUGCAUCUUGCAGCUUCAAGAGGAUAUGAAGAUAUUACAUUUUUCCUCAUACAGAAAGGUGUGGAUAUCAAUAUUUCAGAUAAGUUUGGAAACAGUCCCCUACUUGAAGCUCUCAAGAAUGGGCAUGAUCGAGUGGCAGCUUUGCUUAUUAAAGAAGGGGCAUCUUUAGAUAUUGAUGAUGCUGGUAGCUGUCUCUGCAAGGCUGUUGUAAGAGGGGAUUCAGAUUUCCUGAAAAGAUUAUUGUCCAAUGGCGUUGAUCCAAACUCCAAAGAUUAUGAUCUCCGAACGCCGCUUCAUGUAGCUGCAGCAGAGGGGUUAUAUUUGAUGGCAAAAGUAAUGAUAGAAGCUGGUGGAAGUGUUUUCUCAAAGGACAGAUGGGGAAAUACUCCUCUUGAUGAAGGUCGCAUAAGUGGCAACAAGAAUUUGAUUAAGCUUCUGGAAGAUGCGAAACAUGCUCAGUUGUCUGAGUACUCUGAUCACUAUCAGGGAAUCAGAGAUAAAAUGCACACAAGGAAAUGCACAGUUUUCCCCUUCCACCCAUGGUACCCAAAGGAGAAAAGAAGACCAGGAAUUGUUUUGUGGAUCCCACACACUAUCCAAGAGCUUAUUGAGAUGGCAGCAGAGCAGCUAAAAUACUCAGAUGCCUCCUGCAUUUUAUCUGAAGAUGGUGGACAAAUCUUAGAUGUGGACAUUAUUUAUGAUGGUCAGAAGCUGUAUUUAAGUGGUGAAAAUGACCAAACUUGAAUGUUUUGUUUGUUGUAUUUUGAUAUUUGGGCAGCUUGGCCUCUGUUGCAUCACAUCCCCCAAAUUAUAAGGGCCUUCUUCCCCCCA